CGCAGUUUCCGCCCACUCCAACCUCAGCAGGAAGUGAGCGGAGUCCAGAGAAACUAAACUAUCAAAACAAACUAACAGCAUCGCUUCACUCCCCGCUCCCCUGCAGCUUACGGGUCCUGUUGCCACCAGCACCAUGGACGGUGUACCGACGCCUCUGCGGUGCUUCGAUGAAUGCCACCCCGCGGAAAUGUUCGUGGAUGACGGUGUGGAGACUGUGACUUCGGUGGAGCAGAAAAAAGUGGAGCGCAGCAUUGAAGAAGUCAUCAAUGUUUACAAGCAAAUACACAGCCUACCACAGCCGACAUUGUUGCGGGAACAGCACUACCUAUAUCUCAAGAAGGGCUUACGUCACUUAUCAGAUGCUUAUGAGUGUCUGGAUGCUAGCAGACCGUGGCUUUGCUUCUGGAUUCUUCACAGUCUGGAGCUACUAGAGGAGCACAUUCCCGCUACGGUCGCCUCAGAUGUGUGUCAGUUUCUGGCUCGCUGUCAGAGCCCAACAGGCGGUUUCGCCGGUGGACCAGCACAACAUGCUCACCUUGCACCUACCUAUGCUGCUGUCAACGCCCUCUGUAUCAUCGGCACAGAAGAGGCCUAUAAUGUUAUAGACAGGGAGAAGCUGUUAGAUUUCCUAAUGUCAGUGAAGCAGCCAGAUGGCUCGUUUGUGAUGCACAUCGGAGGGGAGGUGGAUGUCAGGAGUGCAUACUGUGCAGCGUCUGUAGCGUCGCUCACGAACAUCAUCACACCUAAACUGUUCGAGGACACGACCAACUGGAUCCUUAGCUGUCAGAACUGGGAGGGAGGUCUGAGCGGAGUGCCUGGUUUGGAGGCCCACGGUGGCUACACGUUCUGCGGCACGGCUGCCCUCGUCAUCCUGGGCAAAGAGCAUAUGCUGGAUCUGAAAGCGCUGCUGAGGUGGGUGGUCAGCAGACAGAUGCGGUUUGAAGGAGGCUUCCAGGGCCGCUGUAAUAAGCUGGUGGACGGCUGCUACUCUUUCUGGCAGGCUGGACUCCUGCCUCUACUCCACAGAGCCUUAUUCAAAGAAGGAGAGUCGGAGCUGAGUCGGCAGCGGUGGAUGUUCGAGCAGCAGGCCUUGCAGGAAUACAUCCUCCUGUGCUGUCAGAACCCAACAGGGGGCCUUCUGGAUAAGCCUGGCAAGUCCAGAGAUUUCUACCACACGUGUUACUGCCUGAGCGGCCUCUCCGUAGCGCAGCACUUUGGGAACAUGGACCUCCAUCACGAGAUGAUCCUUGGCAGGGAGGAGAACAGAUUGGCUCCAACUCAUCCAGUUUACAACAUCUGUCCAGAGAAGGUGGCUCAGGCCCUGCAGUUCUUUCACCGGCUGCCCGUCCCCGAUGACAACAGACAGCCAGGAGCCUCUGCUGACGACACACCGUCGGACUCCGCCACUGCCUCCGGACCAGACGACCAUCAGUCCUAGUUAGUCAUUGGUGGAGACGUCACUGUGUGUGUGAACCAGCCGACUCUGGGGAACGGGCUCGAACCAGCAAACAGCAGUCAGCAGUCUGAUGUAGACGAGCCCUAAAUAAAAAACGGUCGGAGGGUCGACCGUCGGUAGAAAUGAGGGCUGGAGUUUAGGAGGAGUUUGCCUGAAUAAAGGUCAACAGUUGUGUGUGGGCAGCUUAGCAUUCAGCUGAAUUUAUGCUUGCAAUGCCUCAUGUUUUCAUUCUCUGAAAUAAAAGGGAGACUUGGUAAGGUUUCAGUAUGAAUAAACUUUAUAUAGCAAUUUUCAUAA
Molecule: messenger RNA, 1753 nt
Organism: Epinephelus moara (kelp grouper)
Lineage: Eukaryota; Metazoa; Chordata; Actinopteri; Perciformes; Serranidae
Gene: fntb
Product: farnesyltransferase, CAAX box, beta
Exons: 12
Coding region: 134-1438 (434 amino acids)
Biological process (GO): protein farnesylation
Cellular component (GO): protein farnesyltransferase complex
Molecular function (GO): protein farnesyltransferase activity
Source: RefSeq, a predicted model, not a curated record